Messenger RNA from Pseudoliparis swirei, 4685 nucleotides. It is a transcript of the gene g3bp2a, whose product is annotated as G3BP stress granule assembly factor 2a. The transcript has 13 exons. The record is from RefSeq and is a predicted model, not a curated record. NCBI's taxonomy places the organism in Eukaryota, Metazoa, Chordata, Actinopteri, Perciformes, Liparidae. Gene Ontology annotation, cellular component: cytosol; ribonucleoprotein complex. Gene Ontology annotation, molecular function: mRNA binding. The coding region runs from base 154 to 1746 and encodes 530 amino acids.
UAAAUUGUUAGUUAGUGGCGCGAGGGAAAUAUCACUAUUCCCCCUGGGACAUUACACAACAGUUUACAGCCGAUUACUCGAAGAUAUUUAUUAAACAUAAUUCUGUCUACAUAGAUAGUCUUUCAUAAGCACUUAAUAUUGUUUACCAAAGAAAUGGUGAUGGAGAAGCCAAGUCCCCUGCUUGUAGGGCGGGAGUUUGUGAGGCAGUAUUACACACUCUUAAACAAGGCACCAGAUUUCCUGCACAGGUUUUAUGGGAGGAACUCUUCCUAUGUUCAUGGAGGACUUGACCCGAGUGGGAAGCUGGCGGAAGCGGUGUACGGGCAAGCGGAAAUCCACAAGAAGGUCAUGUCCCUGCAGUUCAGUGAGUGCCACACAAAGAUUAGGCACGUGGAUGCGCAUGCCACACUGAGUGAUGGAGUGGUGGUGCAAGUCUUGGGAGAACUGUCAAACAAUGGUCAGCCCAUGAGGAAGUUCAUGCAAACAUUCGUGCUUGCUCCCGAAGGUUCUGUGGCGAACAAGUUCUACGUCCACAAUGACAUCUUCCGUUACGAGGAUGAGGUUUUUGGAGACUCUGAAGCUGAGCUUGAUGAAGAAUCAGAGGAGGAAGUUGAAGAGGAGCCAGAGGAGCGGCAGGCAUCCCCGGAGCCACUUCAAGAAAGCCCCAACAGCACCACUUAUUAUGAACCUCACCCUGUCGCUAAUGGAGUCGAGGAGCUUAUGGAGGAGCCGGCUCCAGAGCCCGAGCCUGAGCCUGAACCAGAGCCCAAAGUAGAGGAGAUAAAGCCUGACGUAGAUGAGAAGGUUGUGGAAGAGAUGGAGGAGAAGGCACCAUCACCGAUCCCUGUGGCGUCCCCACCCAACAUCCAGGAACCUCCCAAGACUUUCUCGUGGGCCUCGGUGACCAGUAAAAACCUGCCUCCUAGCGGCACAGUCUCCUCUGGAAUCUCACCCCAUGUUGUUAAAGCUCCAAGCUCACAGCCCAGAGGUGAAGCCAAGACUGAGACACAGGGAGCACCUCUUCGGUCCAGAGACCAGCGCACACGCGACAGACCGGUCUUUACUCAGCGGGGUCCCAGGCCUGAUGGUGUUGCAUCUUCGGAGUCACAAAUGGGGAAACCACACUUGAGUUUUGUUAACAAAGCAGGUGGCCGGGAAAAUUUUGAAACUGGUGACAUUGACAACAGGCGAAUUGUCCGAUACCCAGACAGUCACCAGCUUUUUGUUGGAAACCUCCCACAUGACAUUGAUGAGAGCGAGCUCAAAGACUUCUUCAUGACAUAUGGAAAUGUUGUUGAGCUGCGGAUUAACACCAAGGGCGUUGGCGGGAAGCUCCCCAACUUUGGAUUUGUGGUCUUUGACGAAGCUGAGCCCGUGCAAAGAAUCCUGGGUGCCAAGGUAGAAGGGCCUAUCAUGUUUCGAGGUGAGGUGCGUCUGAAUGUAGAGGAGAAGAAGACGAGGGCGGUGCGUGAACGAGAGACUCGCGGUGGAGGAGAUGAGCGCCGGGACAUGAGGCGCCCCGACCGAGGUCCCGGAGGUCCCGGAGGUCCCGGAGGCCCAGGAGGCCCAGGAGGCCCAGGAGGCCCCGGAGGUUCCAGAGGCAUCGUAGGCAGUGGGAUGAUGCGAGAACGCGACGGGAGGGGACCACCACCACCUCGAGGCGGCAUGGCCCCCAAACCCGGCAUGGGCUCCGGGAGAGGCGCUGGUGGCCAGGGAGAGGGUCGCUUCACCACCCAGCGCCGCUGAGAAGAGCACCACCUGUAGUGUGGAAGUAGUACCGGGUUCUUCAUCUUCAACCGUUCUCGUUAACGAAAAGAAAUCUUCAUGUAUGAAAGUAUAUAUUGGUUUUUGUUUUAUUUUUUUAUUUUUGUGUUCCCUCUUUGCUUUGGAAUGUGACACAGCUUGUCAACCUUUUGUUUGUGAAAUAGACAAAACAAAAUAAGCAAACAAAAAAAUGCGCUUAUUAGUUGUGAGCUGAGCAUCCUUUUGGGGUAUCUCAAGAAUUCACAAACUUUAAUUUGUAAAUUUGUGGAAAAAAGGCAAACCAACCAGGCGUAAUCUGCCACAUUAGGAGGGACUGAUGAGACUUUUUAACUACGAUAAUACAGCCCAUCAUUUGGAAAAGAGAUUAUAUGCCUUGACUUAACUGGGGCGCUGCUUCACGAAAUCCCUCUAUUGCACAUUUUAUAUGGUAGUUUUCUGCCUGUUACUGUUGGAAAAGAGUGAGAUGCAAAAUUUGUGCAGUUCCAGGGGAAAAGCUUGCCUUUUACUUUUUCCUUUUUGAGAGACCACUGCUUCAAAAUUGCAUAAACGCACUCAUUAAUAUGCACUAAUGGGUACUUUUGUCGUAUUACAUUGACAUCCAUGCUUGGAACGCAGCUGGAGAGACCUGUUUUGUCUCGAAGCGAUACGACUUUCCGGGGCAGGCCUCGCUCACAGCCUGUCUGCUGUGACCAAUGUACUUUUCACACUUUUGACCCAAAAGAAGCUUCAAUUACUGCUGGAUGGACAAGAUGACGAGCAAAUCUACAUUAUAUUUUUCCUCAUUUAUAAAUCAAAUAAAAAAAGCUAUAAUCCUGGACUUUCACCAAGUGAGUGGCGGGACGAAGGACACACAAGUAACAAAGUCGAACAAUAGAAGAGUGGUGUUAACGAUGGCGGCUCGCUCAGUUUUUAUUCUUUUGAUUCAAAGAUUGUUUUUCUUCGGCUAUUUCUUUGUUUUUCUGCCAGCCAGGCCGCAAAACUGGGAUGGACGACACCUUUCUUCCCUUCCUCUCAAGUGCGGAGUAACAGAAUAAAUGUACAGCAGAAAUCAUAGUUUACUGUAUGUUUUGGUUUUCUGUGUAUUUUAUUUUUCUCUCAACUUGAUAAAAGCAUGAGUGGUGCCUUCUAUUUCACAUUUUCCUGUCUUACUCGAGUGAAGCGGUUCGUGGCUCUCUGCCUCCUGUUAUGGAGCUGCUCAGUUUGAACUAUUGUUUUGGGGCACAGAUAGAAAAAUAAAUGGCAGUAUUUGCAAGUUUUAGGUAAAUUUUACUUUUCAGUUGCAAAUUUCAUUUUUCCAUACUGUUUUACUACCUAAGAUGAGCUGCUGUGAGUUUUGUACAUUUGUUUUGUAUUGUCUGUUCUGGGUUUUGUAGAGACAAUAGGUGCCUCCCGUUCUGUUGUUAAAUGGUUAAGAGGUUUAUCUGAAGAACAACCCUACCCCUCCCCCAUUAAAAAAUGGUACAUUAAAGAUAAUGCAGGAAAAAUGCUUGCUCCUUUUGGUUUAACAAGUCACGGCUCCACACAACAAUGAUUUCACUGAACUACGGUUUGCAAAGGGCAAAUGUCUCACAAUGUGAUUCAGAUUCUGUUCAUACUGUCAGUCGGUCCAUAUAGGUGUAGAGACUCAUGGUAGCAGUCGGGUUAAUCCCUGGACGCGAGUUGUCAGAUUGUUCUUUUCUCGGCACCAAUUUGUUGUAAAGAUCUGUGGGUGGGCUGGCCGUGGUUCCAGUCCACCGACUAGCAAACAAUUGUGCUCACUUUUCUAGCUGUUUGUGCAUUUGUAUUUUCAUAUGCUGAUUAUUCAUUGUGCUUAUUUGUGUUCCAUUUUUAUUUUAUUUUUUUCCAUUGAAGGCAAGUCUGAUUUGAAUGCCAUACUAGUCAUAUCUCUUUUGUCCUCUAAUGCAUUUUCUUUCUUUUUUGAGCUCUUUUUAGUUUUUUUGUUAUCUUGCACUGAAAUGGGAGUGAAAUCAAUGUAGCAUUUUUCUGGACAAAUAUACAAAUGAGAUCUUCCUUGUCUGGUGGUAUUGUACUAUUUACAACAUUUCUGGGACAAUCUGUAAUUUUGAACACGGACUCACCAAAUUCCUCAUCUGGCAGUGAGAAAACAAAUGAAGUGCUCGUCUUGUUAUCCGCAUACAAUAUUUGCUCUCGCCGUUAAAACGAGAUUUGAUGUACAGACAUGGCAUUUUAAUAUAGUUUUCCACAAACUACUCUCCCUUUUGUAGUUGAGAUUAAAUAUUUUCAGAUGUGAGAUUAGUUUUCAAUAGAGAACAUAAUUUGUUACAAUCAAUCUUUGACCUAUUACAGAAAAAUUACAGCUCUUUGAUCCUUGAGUGUUUUUAACAGACAGUUUCUCAUUGGUACCUCAGCCCCGAAUGUUUAUUUGUCCUGUAAUUGCUUAAUUAAAGCACUUGACUGCAAUCAUACUUUUUACAGCCUUGGUCAACGAAGAGGGUGACGAAGAAGAGCCAUCAGGCUUUCAGACCAAUUUGUGUUUUUCACAUUGUAAUGGUGGCAAAUUUUUUUGAGUAAAUACAUUUACAGUUUGAUAGUUCUUCUUUUUUACCGAGGUUUUCAACCCUCCCACCCCUUUUCCAAACUAAACCUUUAAAGGAUCUUCAAAAGAAAAGAAAAAAAGAAGCCGUAAAUUACUUUUCCCGUGCUGGAAAAAUUAUUUUAGUGGAUCCUCAUUGUGAAUCAUUCCAGUCCCUUUUGAAUGGAAAUAGAAGUACCUUCUUGGCUUUGGCAGGUGUGGUAAACAGUGGGCUGCCAUCUUCAUUUGACGGUGUUUACCCUUUACUUGUUGCUAGUACAAAAGUGUUGCAGGUGGAGAAUCUUUUUUUGUUUUGUUCUUUUUCCCUCUCUUUUUUGAAUGUGUUGGACUUGCAUACAAUAAACUACUGAUAUCAGCACCACUCAUA